This is a messenger RNA of Papaver somniferum (opium poppy), 1410 nucleotides long. RefSeq lists its product as uncharacterized. The record is from RefSeq and is a predicted model, not a curated record. NCBI's taxonomy places the organism in Eukaryota, Viridiplantae, Streptophyta, Magnoliopsida, Ranunculales, Papaveraceae. The transcript has 2 exons. Bases 1 to 1410 code for a protein of 469 amino acids.
AUGUCAUCCAUUGAUGCAGAUUCUCUAUCAUACCCCCCUGUUCGUUCCUCAACAGGUGAGGUUCUAAUUAAAAUUCCAAAAGAUUUAAGUUCUCGAUCUAAGGAAGUUUGGAAAUAUAGUCUUGUGGGUCGCUUCAACUUCAAAACCCUUGGUCUGCAAUUUGAGGAGGCUAAGCUGAUCUUGUGUAACCAAUGGAGUCUAACUGGCCAAGUUCAGUUCAUCCCAUGGAGAAGGGGAUACUUCAUUAUCAAACUGUUCAAUGAGGCAGAUCGUAAGCGUGUCAGCUAUGAAGGUCCAUGGAAGGUUAAAAAUCAACUGCUGAAGGUGUUGCCAUGGACUCCCAUGUUCAACCCGGAGUCUGAAAAGAUCUCAAGAGCUGCCGUUUGGGUUCGUUUCCCAUAUCUGCAUCUAGAAUACUGGGAGGAGGAAAUCCUGUUCAGGAUUGCUCGUGGUCUUGGCAAACCAGUUGUUGUCGAUCCUAGAACUCUAAAACAUGAAUAUGUGUACUUUGCUGCUGUGCUCAAUGAUAUUGAUUUCUCCAAACCGCUUGGUAAUAUUAUCAUUGAGGAUGAAGAGUUGCCUAAGGGGUUCUAUAUUGAUUACGAGAUCAAUAACAAACCUGACUUCUGCGAUCAUUGCAAAUCAAUUGGGCAUGUUGAAGCAAAUUGCAGGAACAAGAAGUAUAAGGACUUGAAGAAGGUGUAUGACCAAGAAACAGAUCAGGUGAAGAGAGCAGCUCUGAAAAUUGAGUUGGAUGAGCUGGAAAAUGUCUGGAAAAAGAAGGAAUACACGAAGACAAACUGUGCCUCUGCUAGUUCUAAUGGUGAUGAAGAGGAAUUUGUUGAUACAACAACUCAGCAAGACCAGAAUGUGCAGGUUGGUGCUGUGGAUGUUGUUGCUGUAGAUGACGUUGCUGUAGAUGAUGUUGCUGUGCAGGUUGGUGCUGUUGAUGUGGUUGCUGUAGAGGACGUUGCUGUAGAUGAUGUUGUUGUAGAUGAUGUUGCUGUAGACGAGGCUGUUGAGCCUUGGCCUGAAGCUGAAAGUGCUGAGAGGGAUAGCAAUUUGGGAGCUGAUGCUUCAAACUUGGAUAAAGAGGAAGAAUUACUCUUUGUCUUCUAUGAGGAACAGAAGAGGAAGGUGAUUAACUUGGAAAGAGCUGCUGAGUUAGCUAGAUCAGAGCAGGGUUUGGCUCUAGCUAAACUUCAGAAUAUGAGAAGAUCAAUCAUUGAGAAGAAUCAACCUGCUGAGCCAAGGAGUUCUGAAAUACCAGUCGUUGCUGCUCCAGAAAUUGCAGUCACAGCAGUUGCAGAUUCUCUGGGAGAGCUGACUGAAGGUGUAAGUUUUAGCUCCCCUGCUAAAACAGCUAGAAAAGUCUCUCCAAUCAAACCUGCAGAGCCUCUUGUGGUCUAA